Rhodamnia argentea is the source of this 1024-nucleotide messenger RNA. RefSeq lists its product as uncharacterized. The transcript is spliced from 5 exons. The record is from RefSeq and is a predicted model, not a curated record. The coding region runs from base 152 to 808 and encodes 218 amino acids. Lineage: Eukaryota; Viridiplantae; Streptophyta; Magnoliopsida; Myrtales; Myrtaceae.
GAGCAAUUUCGCAACUUUGACUCCCGCACCAGUUGAAACUCUUUGAGUGACAUUUCUUGCCACUGCAUUCCUGAUCAUCUCGUGGUCUGUUAAAACUUUUGGUGAAUGCUUGGAGGAUCUCAUUAAUGGGUCCUGGACUGUAGAUCUUGAGAUGAUGGAGAAGGAAGCGAAGAAUCAGAGAGCCAAGGAGCCAGAUUUUGUAUUGCAGUGGGGGAAUAGGAAGAGACACAGAUGUGUGAAGGUCAAGAACAAAGACCACAAUUUUUCCUCCACCAACACCACCCCCAACAAUAACAGCAGCACCAGCAAAUUGUCUUCUGAUUCUUUUGGGAAGAGGAAAAUCAUGAACGGCGUCGUCAAUACCAAGAGGGAUUCAUCCCAUCACUCACCUCACCGAGGUCUCAACAGUCGGAAUUCGGAGGCGCACAUGAAUAAACGGAAGGCCUCGCCAGAGAAGGAAGACCGGUUCUACACGACCAGGGGAUCGUUGGGGGCAGAUGAGAAUGGAAAGGUGUUGUUGGAUCACAAUAUGAAGAACGAUAAAGGCCCGGUUGUUUGGCCCAAAUUGUUUCUUUCCUUGUCCAACAAGGAGAAGGAAGAGGAUUUCAUGGCGAUGAAAGGGUGUAAGCUCCCUCAGAGGCCUAAGAAAAGGGCUAAAUUGAUCCAAAGAAGUGUGCUCUUGGUAAGUCCUGGUGCUUGGCUCUCUGACUUGUCCCAGGAGAGAUACGAGGUUCGAGAGAAGAAGGCCUCGAAGAAGAAGCCCAGAGGGUUGAAGGCAAUGGGAAGCAUGGAGAGUGAUUCAGAAUGAGAGAUGGAGAAGAAGAAGAAGAAUGCACAGAAAGGUCGAGUAUGACAAUGAAUGUAUGAUUUUGUUUCUUCAUUAGUAUGAUAGCUUCAAGAGAUAGAAACAAGAGAGAGAGAGAGAGAGAGCGGGGAAGAGGGGUAUCUUUUUGGUAUGCUUGUUUCUCUUGUAGAGGAUUCAUUGGAAAUUUUAGUUGAUUUUGACAUUUCUCUUGGCAUGGUA